AUGGUGGACGCCUCACCCGGAACGGUGCCCCCCCAGCCGGGAACCCCGGCCACCCCCGCAGGGGGGUGGCGGCAACAACCUCCGCCGUGGCGACCCCAGCCUCUUCCUCCGCCUCAGCGCCCAGCCAAGGGAUCCGAGGAGGCCAGGGAGGGUGGGUGGAAAGGAAAAAGGGCAGAGGGGCUGCGAAGGCUGACUGGAGAGCUGCUCCUCCCGCCACCGGGGUGGAGCGCGGCGGGGUCCGGCCAGGAAGGAGCGGGCGGGCGGAGAACCCGGGAGCAGAGGCGGCGCUUCCCUCAGGGAUGCGGCGAGGAGGAAGCAGAGAUCCGUUCGGUGGGGGCCGGCGGGAGGGUGCCGAGCCCAGGCUCCAGGCGGCGGCGGCGGCGCGGUCCUGCCGGAGCCCACCCCACCAUCUCCCACCUCGCCGCCGGCUGCCCGCUUAGCGCCGAGAGGCGGCCGGGGCGGUCCUCAGCCACGAGCAGGACCAGGGCGAGGGGCCUCGCGGCGGCGGAUUCCUCCAGACACGCUCCAGCCGGGACGCCUCCAGGAGGGGGAGGAGGGGGCGGCGGGGAGCGUGUGAGGCCAGGGCAGGCAAGCCGAUCUCCCCCACCCGGGUCGGAGAAGAGCAGGCGUACUCAGGAGACAGGGUCCCGGGAGGCAGCGGGAGAGCGAGGAGAGCGGACGCAGGUCCCCCACCAGCCGGUGCCCACCAGCAGCUCGGCGGGCCAGCUCCUCACACCCGCCAGAGGGGAGCCGUGA
Neogale vison (American mink) is the source of this 756-nucleotide messenger RNA. RefSeq names its product basic salivary proline-rich protein 4-like. NCBI's taxonomy places the organism in Eukaryota, Metazoa, Chordata, Mammalia, Carnivora, Mustelidae. The coding region runs from base 1 to 756 and encodes 251 amino acids. The record is from RefSeq and is a predicted model, not a curated record. The transcript has a single exon.